AUGACAUGGCAUGCGACUGCUAGUAACAGUGAUGGUAAGCUUCGACAUCCAAGAGACGGAUUGGCUUGGAAGGCAUUCGAUCAAAAAUAUCCUGAAUUUGCAUCUGAUCCGAGAAAUGUCAGACUAGGCUUGGCGACUGAUGGUUUUAACCCGUUUGGUACAAUGAGUAGUAGUCACAGCAUAUGGCCAGUUAUACUAUUUCCUUAUAAUUUUCCACCUUGGAUGUCUAUGAAGCAGACAUCAAUGAUCCUGUCUAUGGUUAUCCCUGGAAAGCACAUGCCUGGGAAUGAUAUAGAUGUCUACUUGCAACCACUUAUCAAAGAGUUGAAGGAGUUAUGGUCUGAUGGGAUUGAAACACUAGAUUCCUCCACAAAACAAAGGUUUAACAUGCGAGCAGCGAUCUUGUGGACAGUUAGUGAUUUUCCGGGUCUUGGAAAUUUGUCUGGGUGGAAUACGUAUACGACAUUAGCUUGUCCAAGCUGCAAUUAUGAAGGCAUCGGACAACGUUUACGCCAUGGGAGAAAAAACUGUUUUAUUGGCCAUCGUCGUUUUCUCCCUCAAGAUCAUGACUUUCGUCAAAAUGAAACAAAUUUUGAUGGAAAAAUAGAAACCAGAGCUCCACUAGGUAUACGUUCUGAAUUGUGGCCUGUUGAUAAUGAGAAGUAUCAAGCAGCAUGUUUUACUCUGAACAAGGAAGGCACAGACAUCUUCUUAAGUGUCUUAAAGAAUGUAAGACUCCCUGAUGGUUAUGCUUCAAACCUAUCAAGUUGUGUUGAUGUGUGUAGUGGAAAGCUAUCAGGCUUGAAAAGCCACGACUGUCACGUGAUAAUGAGAGAUUUAUUCUCAGUUGCUAUUCGGAAUCUGCUGCCGGAAAAUGUGAGAUCAACCAUUAUCGAGCUUUGUCAAUUUUUUAGAAAUAUAUCUGCCAAGGUCCUUGAUAUCGAUGAGCUUGAUAAAUUACAAGACCGUGUUGUCUUGAUUUUAUGUCGCAUGGAGAUGUUUUUUCCUCCGUCAUUUUUUACGGUGAUGGUACAUUUGAUCGUACAUCUCACAGAAGAGGCAAAGUAUGGAGGGCCAGUUCCAUUUCGUUGGAUGUAUCCCAUUGAGAGGAAGUACAAAAAUGAGCUAUGGAUGCAGAACUCUCAGCUAAACAGAAGGAAUCGUGCUAUAGACAUUGAUCGAGAAAUGCAUCUUAAUUUUGCAAAAUGGAUCAAACAGAAAGUAGAGAUGAAUGAGAUAGACGGGAUUACUGAUGAUUUGCGAUGCUUAGCUCUUGGUCCAUCAGAACAAGUUGUGAAGUAUACAGCUUACAAUGUCAAUGGUUUCAAAUUCCGGACAACAGAAAGAGAUUCUGGCCUGAAAACACAAAAUAAUGGUGUUUAUGUGGCUGCUGAGACUAUGAGCUAUGCUAGUUCUCGUGAUCCUAAUCCUAGAGCAGGUAUUGUACCUUACUAUGGAAAUCUGGUCGAAGUUAUGGAGUUAAAUUACUAUGAGGUUUUCAAAGUGGUAUUAUUCAAGUGUAAGUGGGCUAACACUUGUACGGAUCGAGGAUAUAAAACAGAUGCAUAUGGACAUCGUAUGGUAAAUUUUUCUCGCUUGUUGCACACUGGUGAUAAUGAAGAGGAUGAGCCAUAUGUAUUAACUUCUCAGGCCAGAAUGGUAUAUUAUAUUGAUGAUCCUUGCAUUGUAGAAUGGAAGAUCGCUGUUCACAUUCAGCCUAAGGAUGUUUAUGACAUGGGAGAUCCAAAUGAUUCAGAAUAA
This is a messenger RNA of Microthlaspi erraticum, 1761 nucleotides long. The record is from the annotation of a GenBank genome assembly. NCBI's taxonomy places the organism in Eukaryota, Viridiplantae, Streptophyta, Magnoliopsida, Brassicales, Brassicaceae.